Messenger RNA from Eurytemora carolleeae, 1087 nucleotides. RefSeq lists its product as uncharacterized. The record is from RefSeq and is a predicted model, not a curated record. Lineage: Eukaryota; Metazoa; Arthropoda; Copepoda; Calanoida; Temoridae. Bases 43 to 1053 code for a protein of 336 amino acids. The transcript is spliced from 2 exons.
UUAUUCUUUCUUACCUCUUCUCUAAUUUUAUUCUUUUCAGCCAUGCCUCCGGGUGUCCCUGACAGGACUGUUAUCUCCAGUGCUACCUUUUACAACCCUGACGAUCUCUCAGCAGAAGAUUUUGUAGCGUUGUCCGUCAACUCGACAGCUGAUUUCCCUACUGUGCUACUGAACAAUAUUAACUGGAACGGCGGCAUCAUAGGAUGCUUAUCUAUUACUCUCAGCCCGGACAACCUCAGAGUGGCUUCUGCCUCCUUUCACUUACUUGGUUCCCUUUGGACCGAUAAGUCCUUCAGCACUGCCAACUACUGGACCACCUCUACUCCUACUCAGCUGGUCUUGACCAUCGAGGACCUGUCUAUAUUCAAGUUCCCGCCAGGAGCUCUCUGUUCCGCUUACGUCAGCUCCUUGGACCUUGAUUUCCGGUUCACUCAGGGUAACUCUAAUGUUCCAGCAGCUCUCAUGUCUCAAGCUGGUCUGUCAGAGUUCUGCCUAAGGGCUUUCUGUUAUCCUACCUCUGACUCCUUUGCUAAGCUGGUUGUUCUACUUUUUCCGCUCUCUGAAACCCAACUAGCGGAGAACCCUCUCUACCUGGAUCCUUACUUCCCUGGUAUUCGCCUGUUUGACUCAGAGUUCUCCCUUUCUCCCCCCUCCUCGCAGUCCCCAAUUGCUGCUCCUUGGGGCUUCCCCCUAGCUCCGGCUGUGUUCCCUGGAGCUAGCUGGGAUGAUGCGCCAGGCUUUCCUUCUGGCUUAAGAGUUAGAGUCGCCCUCAGUAAGCUCCUCAGAACGGCUAUUAAACCUGAUGUCAAGGCCAACCUUCUUACCUUUCAACAGAGGGUUGAUGACCUACUAGAAAGAGGACCUGGAGCUCUACAAGUUAGGUUCCCCCUUCUUCUCUGGCCAGAGGCCUCUACUGUUCCUCCUACGGACCUUCCGUCUCAAGGUUGGGUUUCUUAUUUUGUUUAUUUCCUUAAUUAUUUCUUUUCCUUCUGCCCAACGUCCUUAGCUUUACAAAUUCUAAGUCUUUUCCCUUGUACUUAUUAUAUUUAUUAAUGUUGUUAUCAUUUAUUAUUGUGUCACCUACUUU